Molecule: messenger RNA, 1020 nt
Organism: Agrilus planipennis (emerald ash borer)
Lineage: Eukaryota; Metazoa; Arthropoda; Insecta; Coleoptera; Buprestidae
Product: pupal cuticle protein 20-like
Exons: 2
Coding region: 62-871 (269 amino acids)
Cellular component (GO): chitin-based extracellular matrix
Molecular function (GO): structural constituent of chitin-based larval cuticle
Source: RefSeq, a predicted model, not a curated record
CACCGUAUCAUCAUUCCCAGUGAUCGGUUCUCCUACGGACUAACACACAUACACAACAAAAAUGAAACAGAUCUUAGCCGUAUUCGCCAUUUUGGGUUUGGCCUCUUGUGGUCGUCUGGAUUCCAGAUACCUUCCACCAGUUGGUGGUGGAGGAGCAAGAGGAGGCCUCCCCAAUGCUGGAGCUAGUUUCCCAUCUGCUGGAGCACCAAGUCCUCAAUAUGGAGCACCACAAACAGGCGCAUAUCAAAGUCAACCCGGAAGUUUCCAAGGUCCAUCUGCUGGAGGAUAUCAAGGUCAAGCUGGUGGUUUCCAAGGUCAAGCUGCAGCCUAUCAAGGUCAAGGAGGUGGUUUUCCUCAACAACCUCAAGUGCCCAUUCUCCGAUUUGAAAACAACAAUGACGGAAACGGAAACUACAACUACGCUUACGAAACUGGAGAUGGCAUUCAAGCUCAGGAACAGGGAUACUUGAAAAAUGCAGGAAGUCCAAAUGAAGCCGAAACCGCACAAGGUUCCUUCUCCUACACUGCCCCCGAUGGACAGCAAAUUUCUCUUCAAUACGUCGCAGAUGAAAAUGGAUUCCAACCUAGUGGCGCCCAUUUGCCAACUCCCCCUCCAAUUCCCGAGGAAAUUCAAAGAGCCCUUGAACAAAAUGCUGCUGAAGAAGCACAGGGUAUCUACGAUGACGGUCAAUACAAACCUGGAGCAGAUGAGCAGCAGUACAGUGGUCCACAACAGUAUAACGCUCCUCAGCAACAAUACGGAGCUCCACAACAACAACCCCAGCAGUACAAUGCCCCGCAACCCCAGCAACAAUACGGUGCUCCCUCGCAGUACAACAACCAGGCCAGCAACGGUGGAUACAGGUAUUAAAACGAAAACGGCAAUGAAUACAUUUAGCGAGUAUAUUACCCGCACUGUAUAGAUAUUUGUGAUUGUGCUCGAAUGUAUAAUAAUCUUGUUAUGAAUGUUUAUUUUUGUAAGUUUUGUAUAUCAGUGAUAAAUAAAUCUUUUGUAUAAAU